AUGAAAAAUAUGCUUGUUCCGAAAGGACCGAUUGUUCGCACUAGCCCUAGCCGUGUCGACAUCUGCGACGUCACCGCGGUGAAAGAGAUUCACAAAACAAAUAGCCGCUUCCUGAAGUCUGAUUGGUAUCGGAAGCUCGUCGCAAAUGGGUUCGAGACCAUGUUCACCACCACAGACCAUCGCUUCCAUGCUUCCCGCCGACGUUUGCUAGCACCAGCCAUUUCUGAUUCAUCGCUUACGCGAAUGGAACCUAUAAUCUCGUCUCGGAUUCAUAUGGCAGUCGACAAGAUGGCAGAGGAGAUGGGGAAGCGUGGUGCAGCUGAUGUGUUCAAGUGGUGGCUGUUCUUGGCGACGGACAUCAUCGGCGAACUUAGCUUUGGGGAAUCAUUUCGGAUGCUCGAAGCUGGCGAGAAAACCCAAUACAGCAUUGACCUGGAGCAGAUCUCCAGCUUGCAGCCUCUCCGAACAACUUUUCCAAUGCUGGUCAAAGCUGGCAAGUAUUUGCCAUUGCCAAUUUUCAAACAGACAGCGGACGCAGGUAAGAGACUGAGCAGCUACUCAUUACAAUCCAUCGAGCGAUAUGAGCAGAUGAUUGAGGAAAUCCCCACCCAUCCAAAACCAACCCUUUUCACCAGAAUUUUCGAUUCGGAAAGAAGUGGUCUUAGCCACGACCAAAUCCGACAGGAGGCACAGGGAUACAUCGUUGCUGGUAGCGACACUACUGCCGUCACUUUGACCUAUCUCAUCUACGCUGUCUCUCGUGAUCCCCGCAUCCGAGAACAGCUUGUGGCUGAAUUGGCGACUAUACCUGAGCCGGUAGUUCAUAGCAGCCUCCGCGAUCUGCCUUACCUAAACAAGGUUAUUAACGAGGCCCUGAGAUUAUACACUGCUGUCCCAUUUGGCCUACCCCGAGCAGUUCCACCUGAGGGAGCCAACUUCAAUGGGUACUUUAUUCCCGGUGGGACUACCGUUUCCACCCAGUCUUAUAGCCUGCACCGGGAUCCCAUGAUCUUCCCUGAUCCUGAAAGUUUCAGGCCUGAACGAUGGGAUGAAAUGACAAAAGACAUGAAUCAUGCAUCGUUGCCUUUUGGGGGAGGGUCGCGAAUUUGCAUUGGAAUGCACCUCGCACGUAUUGAGCUGCGUCUAGCGACGGCGCUAUUUUUCCGCAAAUUUCCCAAUGCCCAUCCCUCAACUAGAGAAGGAAUGGGAGAAAAGGAUAUGGCCAUGAAGUCAUUCUUUUUGAUGGCGCCUCAAGGACACCGGUGUCUCAUUGAGGCAUGA
This is a messenger RNA of Penicillium canariense, 1281 nucleotides long. RefSeq names its product cytochrome P450. The record is from RefSeq and is a predicted model, not a curated record. The transcript is spliced from 4 exons. Lineage: Eukaryota; Fungi; Ascomycota; Eurotiomycetes; Eurotiales; Aspergillaceae. Bases 1 to 1281 code for a protein of 426 amino acids. Gene Ontology annotation, molecular function: oxidoreductase activity, acting on paired donors, with incorporation or reduction of molecular oxygen; monooxygenase activity; iron ion binding.